Molecule: messenger RNA, 468 nt
Organism: Coniosporium apollinis CBS 100218
Lineage: Eukaryota; Fungi; Ascomycota; Dothideomycetes
Exons: 1
Coding region: 1-468 (155 amino acids)
Source: RefSeq, a predicted model, not a curated record
AUGUUCCCCUCACUCUCCUCCCCCUCCACUGCGGCGCAGUGGGUCGUCGGUCUCCUCAUGUUCUCAGCCACCGCCUCCGCCAUCCCAGUGACCUCGGAGACCUCCAACGUCGAGCUCGAAACGCGCGCCCCAGUGGGUCAUUCCUGCGCCGGCAACAACAACGGCGUAUACGGCUGCGCGACCGUGACCUUUAAAGACCGCUACAACCUCAACAUUGACCUCAGCGUCAAGGACACCAAGGGCGACUCUCACCCCGUUUACGCCUGGGUCCGCGUCUACGACGAUCGCGGCAACACCGACUUGACCAGACUCCCGAAUCACUCGGGGGUUGGCAAAACAGUCUCGACGAAGCAGACCUGGCAGAAUACGCGCGGCAGGAUCACUGGGUUCCGUGCUAAGGCGUGUGUUAGCGAUGCUGGCCCUGAUACUUGUUUCGAUGGACCCUUUGUCAGCAAUCCUUUGCCGUGA